AUGUGCAAUAAGUGUAAAGGCCAAGAGCCUCCAAAGAGCUUUGAAGAAUUCUUAAAGUCUCAAAACUGGGAUUAUUGGCCCAGAGAUGUUCCUUUUAUAAACAGUGGUAUAUGGGAAGAUGCUCUGAAAAAAAUAGAAGAGGAUAUUUCAUUUGCUUCUAUUUAUUCUUACCUGUGGACAAACGUUCCUCGAACAUUUGAGGCACUCAGCACCAUGGAGACAAGAUUAAAGGAAUGCUCAUGUCUUUUGCAACAGCACUCCUCCAACUUAUUUGAGAAUGACAUAAUGAUUUCCACAAAAAGUUCAUAUGCAAAUUUGGAACGAUACAAGGCAUUUCUAAAGGAACACUAUAGACAGAAGAGGAUAAUGCUUUCAGAUGAGAUGGAGACAGAGAAGAAUAUAGAGGGUUGCAACUUCUCAGGAUUCAAACAAUAUGAAAUAACACAUUUACCCAGGCAUUUGGAUGCUAAACAGAUUUAUCUUUUUGUUUUAAGAACCCAUAACUUUGAGGAAAAAAUAUUUAAAAUCUGGAAAACCCAUAUUCUCUCAGAUUCCUCCAUUGCUCUUUUGCAUGACUCCUUUUGGUGGUGGUUUCUGCAUAAAUUCAAGCCUGACAGGAGAGAUCAAGAUUGCUUGUUUGACAGAAUGUCAGAAAAUUAUGCAAAACUUUUCCUGAGAAUACCUCUAAAGAACAUCGAUUCAUUCUUUCAGAUGUAUCCUGAUUGUCUGGCACAAGCCAUCUACGCAACAUUCCAGGAAUCAUUUCCAGAAUCCAGCAAUGUCUUCAAUAAUGAAUUUAAAGAAGAUCUAGGAAAUACUAUUUUUCUUUGGUUGUCAGGUCUAAAACCUCCGAGUGGCUUUUGGACCCACUGGAGACUGACAGAACUGUGCACACACACCAUACAUGGCAGUAAGCGUGGGCCAGCGAGGUCGAUGAAGAGGAGGAUUACGGCCAGCCAGGAGCGCAUAGUGUCCAGUAUAGACUUCAACAUCGAGAGUAUUUUAAAGAACCCGAAAGCUCAUGUGGCAUCUGUACUCAAGGAAGAGUCAACAACAGUGUCGAGAGCAACGACAAAAUCCCAUUAUGCGAGCUUCGGCCCUGAGUUUCACCGUGUUCUCUUUGACUUUGGAGGUCAGAGCCCACUGAUUUUGAACUAUCUUAAGAUGCAUGAGACAGGUGGUAUAUCCGUCACUCAUAAAAAAAAGGGAAGUAGAUUCACCAAGAUACUCCAAGAGCCCAGCACACCGCCUGCUCCAACAUACUGUGACAUCAUCAAGGAGGCCAAGAGAAAAUUUGCAAAGAACCAAAAGGACUUUAGCAGGCUCCAAGCAAAGUCUUCCAGAAACAUCCAAGAAGCCAAAAACGAUUUUGACAAAUUUCUACAUACGCUGCGUGUUGAGGCUAAACUCAGGGAGGAAUAUACGGGUUCAUCAACGCCACCAUCCUCAGAGUCGUCACCGUUGCCACAGUCACCACAGUCACCACAGCAAUCAUCGUCCUUGUCGUCAUCCACUGCCACUCCCAGGUCAGAAGGCCUCAGCCAUCUGGACGAGGGCUAA
Molecule: messenger RNA, 1560 nt
Organism: Acomys russatus (golden spiny mouse)
Lineage: Eukaryota; Metazoa; Chordata; Mammalia; Rodentia; Muridae
Gene: Fam227b
Product: family with sequence similarity 227 member B
Exons: 15
Coding region: 1-1560 (519 amino acids)
Source: RefSeq, a predicted model, not a curated record